Stegodyphus dumicola is the source of this 3063-nucleotide messenger RNA. It is a transcript of the gene Ogg1, whose product is annotated as 8-oxoguanine DNA glycosylase. Lineage: Eukaryota; Metazoa; Arthropoda; Arachnida; Araneae; Eresidae. The record is from RefSeq and is a predicted model, not a curated record. Gene Ontology annotation, cellular component: nucleus. Gene Ontology annotation, molecular function: damaged DNA binding; 8-oxo-7,8-dihydroguanine DNA N-glycosylase activity. Gene Ontology annotation, biological process: base-excision repair, AP site formation; nucleotide-excision repair; base-excision repair.
AUGGAAGGUAAAAAAUAACAGCGAGUGGCAAGGCGUCUUUUCAGAGCUAGUAUGGACACUCAAGCAAGACUCCAAAGGCAAUAUAUUGUACUUUGUGCAUCACAUAUCUGAAAAUGAGUCAAAUUCUCCUUCUGUUAAAAAAAUGAAAACUUCAAACUAUAAGAAAGGCUCUCAAGGAAAAGAUAUGACUAUGUCUUCUGAAAAACUGGAUGAAAUGUUGAGGGAUUAUUUAAAUUUACAUGUAAAAUUAGAAGAUUUAUAUAAAGUUUGGAACAAGUGUGAUGAAAAUUUUAAAGAAGUCUCAAGGAAAUUCAAAGGCAUUCGAAUUUUACGCCAAGAUCCUGUUGAGAACCUUAUCUCUUUCAUCUGCUCUGCAAAUAACAACAUACCAAGGAUCACUAGUAUGGUUGAAAAGCUUUGUAGAAAUUAUGGCAAGGAAUUAUGCAAAAUUGAUGGUCAAUUAUAUUACAGUUUUCCUACUUUAGAAAGUUUAUCUGGAAAGGGAGUAGAAGAAAAGCUACGGAAUUUAGGAUUUGGUUAUAGAGCAAAAUAUAUUAAUCAAGCAGCAAAGGUUUUGCAUGAAAAUCAUCCACCAGGGUGGCUUGAAACACUCAGAACAGUUCCCUAUAAAGAUGCUCAUAAAGCUCUGACAAAGCUACCUGGUGUUGGAGCUAAAGUAGCUGACUGUGUGUGUUUAAUGUCUCUUGAUAAAUACAAUGCUAUCCCUGUUGAUACUCAUAUUUGGCAAGUCACUGUAAGAGAUUACUUACCUCAUCUGAAAGGUGCCAAAACAUUAAGUCAGAAAGCAUAUCAAGAAAUAGGAUCUUUUUAUAGAGAAAGAUUUGGAAAUUAUGCAGGAUGGGCUAAUACGAUUCUGUUUGCUGCUGAUCUGAAAAAAUUUAAAGAUGGAAUUAAAGCCACAGAAUAACUUUUAUUUUAGUCAUCAUGUAUUGCUUUUAUAAAAUUGUUCCUCUAGGCCUGGAAUCAGCAACCAUCUACACUUACUAUGCCAAAACUUUCUUACAGCAUUCUGAAAUUCUGCAUGUCACUGUCAUAAACCACUUAUCGUUCUACAAGAAACAAUGCUUACCACUAUGUUUCUACAAAAAACAAUGCUUAUAAUCAACAUUUAUUAAUAAGAUUGGCAAGAAGCAUGUUUAAUUAUUUAUUUACCUUAAUUUUGUUCUUGCUUCUCUUUGCAUAGUUGCUAUAUGUCAGGACUGGACUUCAGCAAUUUUUGGCUCGGCAUACACUUCUGAAUGAUAAGUUGUUUGGUGACAUCUGUGUAAAUUCAAGACAUAUUUCACGUGUGAAAAAAAACUUGCUGACAUGUGUAGCUCAAUGUGAAAAGAGAAAAAUGAGCAAAUGCUUCUUUCUUCAAACACAUGAAAGUUUCAAGCAUAGAUGCCGAGCACUGUAAGAUUGCUGUAGAACUAUUUGUACUGUCAUGUUCAAGACAUUGAUCCUUAAGUUUGGAAGGCUUGCCCUCGUAAUAUAAGCUUUAUUUUGAGUGCUUCUACGAUAUUGCAAGAGCUCAUCUAUGUAAAAGUUCAUAAUAGUUUAGCGAUAUUUAAGAAAUACUUGUAAUUUCUAUUGAUAAUAUCAUGCUUAACUAUUUGUAAUUUUGAUAUGAAUCUGUCAGCAUUAGUAAAGUUCUAAUAGGUUUUUGCCUUUCACCUUGAAAAUGCUUGUUUAAUACAUUGAGAUGUACUGUAAUAUCAUCAGGAAACCUUCAUCACUAAAUUCUGGAAAAUGUUGUUAUUUGUUUAUCAAGGAACAAGAUUGCAUCCAAAAAUGACACAAAUACAUCCAGCAUCUUACCUUGGCUAAGGCAGCGAAUGUUACUGUACAGAGGGGAGGAUUACCAUAUGAGCUCUGUAUUUUUCCAGUAAUGCUUAAUUGUUUGUGAGUCAAUGCAGAGAAAAACAUUAUGAAAUUCACUGUUUAACAACAGCUUCCAUUACAGCAUAUAGCUGACAUGCAGAGCUGCAUUUAGCUCACACACAAAUUCUAUGUAUGUAUAAUGCAAUGUAAGCACAAUACAAUAUGUGAUGGCCAGUAUGAUCUCCAAGAAGUUUUACAAAACACUUUUUAGUGCAAACUAAACCAGAAGCUCCAUCUGUGGUAACACAAAAUAUUUUUAAUAUUAAUAUUUUGCUCUUCAAAGCAAUUGAGAAACAUGGAAACAGUGUCCUCUCCAUAAUUGUGCCAUGAGGUGGGAUGAAGAAGCCCAGUUCAUCUUAAACUCAGUCGACGAGCCACUACAGCAACUACGACACAUCAUUCACAUCAAUGGUUUCAUCAUCAGUGACACUGAAAGCCGAAGUGUUUUGUUUAUUUUUCUUCCAUUUCUAUUAUAUGCCUGUCCACUGAUCUGAUGAAGCAGUUAUUUCCCGAAUAUGAGAUAAGCUUAUUUGUUUGUAAGAUUAAUCACUAAGUUCUGCCAAACUUGUUAGUAUUUCUUUAACAAAUUCUGCGUUUUUCAUACCAACUAGCUGACUAAUAGUUUACUUCUGAUACCUGGAAACAAUCCUGUUGAUGGUUUUGGGUUUCCCCUUGGAAUUUGCUUAAUGUUUGGCUUUCUGCACUUGAUGUUCAAAUCAACACACUUUCACAGCCCAGAGAACAAAAAAAAUGUUGUGUAAAUAUGUACUCACUAAUCCAGAAAGCUUUAGAAAAAUCAAUAUCUAAUUUUGGUUUUUUAGCAUACAUCUGUUUGCUUUUAAACUGUCAUAAGGACAAAGCACAAGGAAAUGCUCAUUAGAAGACUGAAACUCAGAUUCAUGUCUGUCAUUGUACUCAUAAGUCACACUGCAUCAGACUGUAACUUCCUUAAAAACAAGCAUUCCCAAACUGUUGCCUGCAAGCAGCAUAUAGUAACUUGCAGUGUUUGAAAACUGUACUGUUAUUAACCCCAUAUAUUUUGACUUAAAAAAAAAAUGAAGUUUAUGACAUUGUGGAUGUCUGUUGCCACAUUUCUUCAAAUUAAUAAAUAUGCCUGACAUUAAAAAAUUUUACACUUUUUUAAAAUCCUUUUUUUUUUUUUUUUUUUUUUUUUUUUUG